Molecule: messenger RNA, 1171 nt
Organism: Phacochoerus africanus (Common warthog)
Lineage: Eukaryota; Metazoa; Chordata; Mammalia; Artiodactyla; Suidae
Gene: NODAL
Product: nodal growth differentiation factor
Exons: 3
Coding region: 1-1047 (348 amino acids)
Biological process (GO): BMP signaling pathway; SMAD protein signal transduction
Cellular component (GO): extracellular region
Molecular function (GO): growth factor activity; type I activin receptor binding; cytokine activity
Source: RefSeq, a predicted model, not a curated record
AUGCACGCCUACAGUCUGCCCUUGCUCCUCCUGCACGCCUGGUGGGGUCUCCUCCAGGCGGGCGCCGCGACCGUAGCCCCGGUGCCUCUACGUACGUGGGAGCAUCCUUCGUCGCCGUCUCCUCUCGCUUAUAUGCUGAGUCUGUACCGCGAGCCGCGACCCCGGGCGGACAUCAUCCGAAGCCUGCAGGCGCAAGACGUGAAGAUGGAUGGACAGAACUGGACCUUUGCCUUUGAUUUCUCUUUCCUGGGCCAAGAAGAAGAUCUGGCGUGGGCUGAGCUCCGGCUGCAGCUGUCUAAGCCUGUGGCCCUUCCUCCUGACGUCCCGCUCUCCAUUGAGAUUUUCCACCAGCCGAGGCUGGACGAGGAUCAGGUCCCACCCGACUGUCUGGAACGUCUCCGGAUGGACCUGUUCACUGUCACUCUGUCCCAGAUUACCUUUUCCUCGGGCAGCAUGGUCCUGGAUGUGACCAGGCCACUCUCCAAGUGGCUGAAGCACCCUGGGGAGCUGAGGGAGCAGAUGUCCAGCUUGGCUGGCGAGUGUUGGCAGCGGCCUCCUUCACCACCUGUCACCAACGUGCUCCUCAUGCUCUACUCCAACCUCUCUCCAGAGCAGAGGCGGCUGGGUGGCUCCACCCUGCUGUGGGAAGCUGAGAGCUCCUGGCGGGUCCAGGAGGGUCAGCUCUCUCGGGAGAAGGGAAGGAGGCACCGCCGAUAUCACCUGCAGGACAGAAGCCAACUGUGUCGGAAGGUCAAGUUCCAGGUGGACUUCAACCUGAUCGGAUGGGGCUCCUGGAUCAUCUACCCCAAGCAGUACAAUGCCUAUCGCUGCGAGGGCGAGUGUCCCAACCCUGUGGGGGAGGAGUUCCAUCCAACCAACCACGCAUACAUCCAGAGUCUGCUGAAACGGUACCAACCCCAUCGAGUCCCUUCCACCUGCUGUGCCCCAGUGAAGACCAAGCCCUUGAGUAUGCUGUACGUGGACAAUGGCAGGGUCCUCUUAGACCAUCAUAAAGACAUGAUUGUGGAAGAAUGUGGGUGUCUUUGAAGAGUUCCUGUGGGCGUGUUGAAUUUGCCUGCACCUGGAAUGUUGGGAAGCUCCUGGAAGUCACACUAGCCAUCUAAUCCAAAGAGGAGAAACGACGAGGGGGAAAGGUGCUCUGUCCAGCAGA